AAAUACCUUCUUGAGCUCUCCAUCAAAACACCUCUCAUUACAAGAAGCCAAAUUCAUAUUACAUCAAUACAUACAUAUAUAUAAUGGCUACACAAUACAAGCUAGCAUGUGCAGCAGUUCUUCUCUGCAUGGUGGCGAUUGCGCCCUACGCGGAGGCCGGCAUCUCUUGCAGCACCGUGUACGGCAGCCUGAUGCCCUGCCUGGGCUACAUCAUGGGGAGCGGCAAGCAGGUGCCGGCGGCCUGCUGCAGCGGCAUCAAUUCACUCUACAACGCCGCCGCCGCCACCGCCGACCGCCAGGCCGUCUGCUCCUGCAUAAAAUCGGCCGCCAAGGGUGUCAGUCUGGACGUCAACAGGGCGGCCGGCGUCCUCAGCAAGUGCGGCAUUAGCGUGCCGUAUAAGAUCAGCGCCGACAUGGACUGCUCCAAGGUGGAAUAAGCCGCCAUUGAUGGUGCAGGGAGUACUUGCGUGGGCGUGUGUGUAUGGGAUCAAUCAAAAAAUAAUAAAUAAUAUGAUGAGCUCCUCCCUAUCGUUUGGGAGAAUGGGAGCUCUAUGCCUCUAUGUUAAAUGUUAAUCCCUUGUUUAUAUAUUAAAGUUCUAUAUAUGAAAAGGUAUUGAAGAAGCUUGCUCUUAUAUAA
Messenger RNA from Ipomoea nil (Japanese morning glory), 637 nucleotides. RefSeq names its product non-specific lipid-transfer protein 2-like. Lineage: Eukaryota; Viridiplantae; Streptophyta; Magnoliopsida; Solanales; Convolvulaceae. Gene Ontology annotation, molecular function: lipid binding. The transcript has a single exon. Gene Ontology annotation, biological process: lipid transport. Gene Ontology annotation, cellular component: membrane. Bases 84 to 437 code for a protein of 117 amino acids. The record is from RefSeq and is a predicted model, not a curated record.